AUGGCCCGCAUCGUCAACAUUGUACCCUGGGACGAUGACUCCGCCCACUUGUAUGCUUCCCCAGCCAUCCUACUCCCUCUGGAGCAUGUGCGCUACCCACUUGCUGGUGUGAAGGACCAGCUCUACCACCCAGGCCUGCCUACCCUGCGGCGCAUGGAUAUGGACACUAUUAAGGGUUGCCUCUCGGAUGAGCACUGCCAAUCUUCCACUUACUGCACCAAAGAUGAUUUUAACAGGGCCCACUUCACACUACUGGGAAUCCCCAACAAACCCCUGCAAUGCCUGGACUUAUCAGCGACCGGCCAGAAGCUCUGUCACAAGUACCGAGAAGGAAAGAUGGUGCCCAUUGCUCCAGGCAUCAACCGGGUCGACUGGCCCUGCUACACGCAUGCCAUCGAAGACUGGUCUAAAUUCGUAUCCAGGUCCGGGGAGUUCAAACUGCCUUGCGCCAACAAGAAGGUGGGGAGUUUCAGUGGCUACGCGGUGCGGUACUUGAAGCCUGACUUGACCCAGAACUGGCGGCAGCUGCUGGGGUCCGCGCCCUGUGGGCUUACAGGUCCCUAUCCCUGUGGCCUGCCCCAGUACUGCCUCAACCAGAACCCCAGCCUGGACCGCUACGGACAGAAGCCCCUGCCUUUCGACUCGCUGAACGCGUUCCGACGCUUUGGCUCCCACUACAGUCGCAUCAACUAUCUGACUCCCUGGCAUUAA
Messenger RNA from Cricetulus griseus (Chinese hamster), 711 nucleotides. The record is from RefSeq and is a predicted model, not a curated record. Lineage: Eukaryota; Metazoa; Chordata; Mammalia; Rodentia; Cricetidae.